AUAAGUGACUACACAAAAUGAAGUGCUUUACAUCGAUUGCUCUGCUAGUUUGUUUGGCAGCCUGGACCCAUGCGGAGCCACCAGUGCCACAGAAUCAAUACUUGCCACCCAAUCAGUCGCCUCAGGCCCCAUCGAAUAACUAUUUGCCACCCACACAGAGCUAUCAGUCGCCAUCGAACAACUAUUUGCCUCCUCAGCGUUCGGGUGGAAAUGGAGGAGGUGCUCCAAGCAACAGCUACGGUGCCCCCAUUGCCCCCCAGAGUCAGUAUGGAGCUCCAGCUUUGACCGGUGCCAUUUUCAAGGGACAGAACGGAGGCAACGGCGGCGGCGGCGGUUAUGGACAGCAAAACGAUGAGGAGCAAUACGGUCCAGCCAAGUAUGAAUUCAAAUACGAUGUCCAGGAUUACGAGUCGGGCAACGAUUUCGGUCAUAUGGAAUCUCGUGAUGGUGAUUUGGCUAUCGGCCGUUAUUACGUCCUUCUGCCCGAUGGCCGUAAGCAGAUUGUGGAAUACGAGGCCGAUCAGAAUGGUUAUCGUCCAACUAUUCGUUAUGAGCAAGUGGGCAAUGGCAAUGGCAAUGGAAAUGGACGCAAUGGCGGCAACGGAGGUGGCUAUGACAGCAAUGCGCAACAGGGCAAAUUCAAUGGCUACCAAUAAGAAGGAGGAGGAGAGAAGAAUGAGAGAUACCUUCUAGUGUUUCCAUUAUGAGCUUUGACCCUUUGGAUUGCGAGUAUUAACCAUAUAAUCAUCAGGUCUAAGGGCAAAGCCAGCUCCACUCGACUUCCUCCCUCCCCACCCAACCCUCUGCCCCUUUUAUUCUACCUUCUUUUUAGUGGAGAACGUUUGCCCAAAUUGUAUUUGUUAUUUUGCCAUAGACAAGUGAACGUUCUGUCCUUCCUCCUCCCCGAAACCAUACCCAAAUCUAUGUUCCAUGUCUCACUUCAUUUUGUGUUAGUCUACAAGAAAAUACACACAAAAAACACACACACACACACGCAUACAUACAUACAUACACACAUUCGCAUUUCAUUGCAUUACCAUUCCCCAUAUAAAUAAGGAUUGUAUUUAGUUUUUAAACAAAAAAUGAGAAAAUGGAAAACAAAAACAUAUGAGAUUCUUUUUUGUGUAUAUUUAAUAUUAAUAAAUGAAUAAAGAAGCAAUUUUUGUAUAAAACAAAGUCACAAAAAAUAA
This is a messenger RNA of Drosophila willistoni, 1190 nucleotides long. It is a transcript of the gene Cpr56F, whose product is annotated as pro-resilin. NCBI's taxonomy places the organism in Eukaryota, Metazoa, Arthropoda, Insecta, Diptera, Drosophilidae. The record is from RefSeq and is a predicted model, not a curated record. The coding region runs from base 18 to 656 and encodes 212 amino acids. The transcript is spliced from 2 exons. Gene Ontology annotation, cellular component: extracellular matrix.